Messenger RNA from Symbiodinium natans, 342 nucleotides. The record is from the annotation of a GenBank genome assembly. Lineage: Eukaryota; Dinophyceae; Suessiales; Symbiodiniaceae.
AUGGCCCUGGUAUCGCUUCUGGGGUCCUCCCGACUGGCCAGGCCAUUGCUGUUGCGCCGGUGUGCGGCGUCUGCACCUCUGCAAGCGCUGGGCCCGAAUUCGCCAUCAUCCUCUUCGCGUACCGGGCUGGCGCAGGUAACCCGAACUGGCGAAGACAAGCCGGCUUCAUUGUCCGCCUGGUGGAGGCGUCGGCAAGACGGCGGGAGCGCGCGGGCGCUUCCGCCCGAAGUGGCGCAGCGGCUGAGCCAGGAGUUGGCGCAAUAUGCUGCUGACCUCCAGCCCAGUCCGGAUCUGGUCGCCCAAAAGGAUGAGUUCCUGAAGAGGCUUCAGCUGCCUUGGUAG